AUGGUGCGGAAAAAGAAGGGGAAGGAGUCGAAGGAUGUGGUCAUGGCGCCCGUCAAGGAGGGGAAGGUCAAGAAGACCAUCAAUAAGAGUAAACGGCGGAAGGCGCCUAAGCCCCAGCCCGCUGUGGCGGAGAGCCGCAAGCAGCGGAGAAAGCGCAUUGCAGCAUCCGUUGGAGGGACUGGUGAGACUGCAGAGCAGCUGCGGGGGCGGCAAGUGGUGGAAUGGAAGGAGAUGAAGGCAAAGGUGGCCCAAUUGAAAAAGGAAAAACAAAAGCUACCAAGAAGAGGCAGCAAGGAGCAAAAGCAAGACUUAGCGCAGAAGAUCCGGCAACUUCAAGAGGACAUGCAGGUGCGCCACCUUGCGGAAUUGAAGGCUGCUGGCCUCGAGGGCACCGGUCCUCAGGACGAUGACAUGGAUCUCUGA
Messenger RNA from Durusdinium trenchii, 423 nucleotides. Lineage: Eukaryota; Dinophyceae; Suessiales; Symbiodiniaceae. The record is from the annotation of a GenBank genome assembly.